UUUGCUUUGUCGCGUUGUAAAGUUAUUUAUCGUAGAUAUUUUUUGUCAGUUUACUCAAGUGUCAUGUAAAAUAUGUGUUUAUACAUAUAACAAACCGAUUUUUAUUGCAAACCUUGAAAUUAAAGGUUUAAAUAAUCGCUCCGGGUGAAGUUGCCGUGUCCUCGUCUGUCGCAGACAUGGUUUUGUGGGAAAGUGUUUCUCUUCUUGUUUUACUCCGGUGUUUUUCUGAAACGUCAAGCUCUUCGGUUAUCACAGUUGAUGUUGGAAAACCAGAAAGAGAACUCGAACACUUCUGGAGGAGCACGGGUUUCUGCCCCCCUCUCCCCCACAGCCAGGCUGACCAGUUUGACCUGAGCAUAGACCAGCAGCUGAAUCUGGCCUAUGUGGGUUCAGUCCCACAUGGAGGGAUCCAGCAGGUCAGGAUCCACUGGAUGUUGGAGCUGGUCACAGCACAAGAUAUUGAAGGAAAACCUCAGUAUAACUUCACUAAACUGGAUCAGCUGAUAGAGCUCUUGUGGGUAAAUGGACUCCAGCCAGAUAAAUAUGGGCUGGGAUGUGUUUCCCUGUGGAACUUUGAAACGUGGAACGAACCCAACAACCACGACUUCGAUAACGUCACUGUUUCGAUUCAAGGGUUUCUAAACUACUAUGACGCGUGUUCGGAGGGGCUGCAGGCUGCCAGCAAACUCCUGAGGUUUGGAGGUCCAGGAGACUCUUGUCAUUCGCCUCCUCUCUCCCCGUACUGCUGGGCCAUGCUGCAGCACUGCUACAACGGCACCAACUACUUCACAGGAGAGACGGGGGUCCGGAUCGACUACAUCGCCCUGCACAAGAAGGGAGGAGGUCAGUCUUUGCCCAUCCUCCAACAGGAGGUGCAGACAGUAGGAGAGAUCCAGGAGCAUUUCCCCGGGUUCAGCAGCCUCCCUGUUUACAACGAUGAAGCAGAUCCUCUAGUGGGGUGGUCCAGGCCUCAAGAGUGGAGGGCUGAUGUGACCUACGCUGCGAUGGUGGUGAAGGUGAUAAAGCAGCACCAGGAUCUGCUGCUGGCUGACCCAAACAACACUGUCAACUACACGCUGCUGAGCAACGACAACGCCUUCCUGAGUUACCACCCUCACCCCUUCACUCAGCGCACACUGACCGCUCGCUUCCAGGUCAACAACACCCACCCUCCUCACGUCCAGCUCAUCAGGAAGCCCGUCCUCACCGCCAUGGGCCUGCUGGCUCUGCUAGGUGAGACCCAGGUGUCGGCUCUGGUUCUAAACUCAGGAGGUGAACAAAAUGGGACUGUUGGAGUUUUGGCCAGCAGCCACAGGCCUGCAGUUCUGGGUGGUUCUGACAGCUGGCAGGCUGCAGUUCUGAUCUACAACAGUGACGACAACAGCACCUCCAACCACACUGACGAGGUCACCGUCACACUGAAAGGCCUGGCCGAGCAAAAAGAUCUUGUGUAUGUCACAUAUUACAUGGACAACAAUGUAACCAACUCGUACCAGCUUUGGCAGAGCAUGGGCCGCCCCGACUAUCCCACAGCAGAGCAGUUCAGACGCCUCAGGAGUGUGGAGGACCCUCGUGUUGAAGGACCCUUUAAAGUUCCUUCUGGCAACAUUUUGACUCUGAAUGUCAAACUCCCUGUUCCCUCCAUCCUCCUCAUCCAUGUUUGUGCCCUUCCCAAAGCUGCACCAGACCAGGUCAACGGGUUACGCUUCAUCAGCAUCACCAGAGGACAAGUCCUUAUUGUCUGGUCUGAUCACUGUGUUGAUUCAAGAUGCAUCAAGACAUUUGAAGUAGAGCUUUCUGCUGAUCAAAAGGAGUUUAGAAGAAUUAAUCCAGAGGACACUAUUUUUACUUCUUAUGUUUAUUCACCAGUAGACCAGGAGGUCGGGGGUCUGUACAGAGUCAGAGCUGUGGACUACUGGGGGAGACCUGGGCUAUACUCUCUGCCUGAGAGGUUUUCAGAGCAACAGUCGGCGUAAUGCAGUUAUUUUGUACACAUCAGUCAGCUGGUUGUGCUCUGUGACUCUCACUGCAAGGUUUACUUGGGAUUGGCUGAGCCUCAUCCAAUCCUAAACCAUGUUCUGACUGAAAUACAGGAAAUGAGUAAAAAUUGUAAUUUUAACAAUUUUAUUUCUGAAGUUCA
Messenger RNA from Austrofundulus limnaeus, 2140 nucleotides. It is a transcript of the gene idua, whose product is annotated as alpha-L-iduronidase. The record is from RefSeq and is a predicted model, not a curated record. Gene Ontology annotation, molecular function: L-iduronidase activity. Lineage: Eukaryota; Metazoa; Chordata; Actinopteri; Cyprinodontiformes; Rivulidae. Gene Ontology annotation, biological process: carbohydrate metabolic process.